AUCCUCCUCCACUCUCUUCAAAAACCAAAGCAAACAAACAAGUCUCAAGAAAUCAACCAACCAAAGCAAAAAUGGCUUCCUCCAAGCUCAGAAAGACAUGUUCCUUCACAAACCUUCUCCUUAGCUUUUUGAAUUUCUCUCUCUUUAUCCUCUCAGCAUCCUCAUUUGCACCCACAAUUCUCCUCAAGAUGCCCCCAACCUCUUUUGGCCUGGCUCUCCUUAUGGUCUCUGGCAUAUCACUUCUCUCAUCUUUUGUGGGCUUCUACUCCCAGCUCACACACUUCUGUUUCCUCACCCACAUUUCACUUCUAUUAGCCUCCUUGAUAGGACAAGUGUUGAGUAUAUUGGCCUUGUUCACAAAAGAGAAAGCAAGCAUGUCUCUGCUUAAGUCACCAAGGGACCCCAAAGAAGCCAAACUUUUGGUGAGGCUAGAAUGUGGGGCUUUGGUGGCAAUGUGCAUGUUGCAGUGUGUGGUGUUGAUGCUGAGUUGUGCAGUGCAUAGUUGUUGGGUGAAGGAUUAUGAGGAACUGAAUGCAGAGAGAGAGGCCUCAGCAAGGAAGAGGAGUAGAAGGAUUGCUGAAGUGCAAGAGGAGUCCAUGGCUAAUGCAACCAAGAUGGCAGAAAUGAAAGCUAAAGAAUUGGAUGAGAAAAUGAAAAACAAUUAUGGGAAAUGGGUGAAGACUGAUUUUGAACCCUGAUGCUGAGGUUUUUCAACCUUGUACUAGUAGUGCAGAUAUUUGCAUUAUUGUUUGUUCAUUUGUUGGUGUUGGUUGUUUAAGGUCACUGUAAGGGUGGCCAUUGAAUUGAACUAGUGUGUGCCUCGCACUUGUUUUUCAUAUAUAAUUUAUCCACCUAUUUUAUUUUA
Vigna angularis (adzuki bean) is the source of this 865-nucleotide messenger RNA. RefSeq lists its product as uncharacterized. NCBI's taxonomy places the organism in Eukaryota, Viridiplantae, Streptophyta, Magnoliopsida, Fabales, Fabaceae. The transcript has a single exon. The coding region runs from base 72 to 698 and encodes 208 amino acids. The record is from RefSeq and is a predicted model, not a curated record.